UAACGGCACCGCCCCCCGACCGCCUCACUUCCGCCGCAUAUUUGCAUAUUCAGCGAACGGGCGUUGGGGCGUCAGCAUCGACGCGGUGACGUCAGGAAGCGCCCCUCCCGCUCCCCGCCCCAAGCGUACGCACGUACGCACGCACGCACGGCGACGAGGGGGCGGGGGAGGAGGGAGAGCGCGGAGGUGCCCCGCCCAGUGAGCAAGGUUGCGCGUGCCCCUUGCGGCCGCCAAGAUGGUGGUGGGCGCGUUCCCUAUGGCGAAGCUGCUGUACCUGGGCAUCCGGCAGGUCAGCAAGCCGCUUGCCAACCGCAUUAAGGAGGCCGCCCGCCGAAGCGAGUUCUUCAAGACCUAUAUCUGCCUCCCGCCGGCUCAGCUGUACCACUGGGUGGAGAUGCGGACCAAGAUGCGCAUCAUGGGCUUCCGGGGCACAGUCAUCAAGCCGUUGAACGAGGAGGCGGCCGCUGAGCUGGGCGCCGAACUACUGGGCGAGGCCACCAUCUUCAUUGUGGGCGGCGGCUGCCUGGUGCUGGAGUACUGGCGCCACCAGAUGCAGCAGCGCAACAAGGAGGAGCAGCAGCAAGCCGCCUGGGACGCGAUGCGGGCCGAGGUGGGCCACCUGGCACUGGCAGUCGAGGCUCUGCAGGCGCAGGUGCAGGUGGCGCCGCCGCAGGGCGCCCUGGAGGAGCUGCGGGCACAGGUGCAGGAGGUGCGCGCCCAGCUGGGCACCCGGGACCCGCCACCCGCGCCCCCUGUGGUGCCCCCACCCACAUCCCAGGAACAGGAGCCUGCUAAAGUCUGAACUUGGACGUGGCCAGGUGUGCCCCGUGUGGCCUUCUCCCCGCACUGCCCCUGCCUGUGCUGGCCCCGCGGAAACCACCUGGAUCUUGAUGGAACUGGGAUUCGGUCACCCCCUACCGACCCGUGGCUCCUGCCACUGUGUGUUUCAGCACAGCCGCCUGGCCUCUAGCUUGUUCGGACGUCCACAGGGCUCAUCUCUCCAGCCCCGCCCCAGACCACACAGACCCACAAGGGCCCAGCCAGCAGGACAACACACCCACUCUUCUGGCAGAAGAGAAAAUGGACCCCCGAGUGGAGCCGGAUCAACCCAUCAGCCCCCAUUGACCUGAUCAGUGUUACCUCUCUCUGAGACUCUCAUCCUUUACUCCGGAACGCCCCCUUCCCUUUGUCAAUCGGUACAGCCCUUGUAAGGAAAUGCAGUGUCUUUCAAUGGCUGGUGGUCCCCGCACCUUCUAAGCUGGCCUCCAGCUGGGCAUCGCCACUCUCUUUGAGGGGAAAAAGGGAUCUGGCUUGCAGCUGAUCCACCAAAUAUUCCAUCUUCCCCCUUAACCUGAUCUGUGGUCCUUCCCCUGAGGCCCCAAGGGGAAUAUUCCAGCAGAAUCCCGCGUCCUUCUGUCUGUGGCACAGCCCGCGGCCAUGGCUGUGCGGGGUCAUCUUCCCAGCCCCGCUUACGUGGUGGGAAAAUUGAUCCUGCCUAGGGCUAACCCAGCCUGUCUUUCAGCCCCGGCCCCCUGUGUACCUGUCCCCAGAGUCCCUGGGCCCUUCCCGACACGCCCUUUCCUACCUUCCCCGCUGUCCUCAUCGCUGGCCUCUCGGGACUGCCGGCCGUGGAUUAGGCAAUCUCAUCCCUCUUCUUCCAUCGGAUCUGCUGAUCCGCGUGCUCGUGCCCUCCUCCCCGGGGCUCGGGGUGGUCCGGCAGUACCCCUUCAUGCAGUGGUGCCCUCCUGCCUCUCUGGCCCCGAGUCCCACCCCCAUCCCACUGGCCCGGGCCACCUUCCAGUGCUCUCAGCUCCUUUAUUAGUGUCCCAGGACUGCCGUAACAAAUGACCGCAACCUGGUGGCUUCAAACAACAGGAAUUUCUUCUCUCCCUGUUCUGGAGGCCGAGACCUGCCAUCACGGUGUCGGCGGGGCUGUGCUCCCUCUGAAGGCUCCCCCGGGGCCUUCCUGCCUCUUCCACUGCUGGGGGCUCCCGGUGCUCCCUGGUAUGUCUGCCGUCUCUGCCUUCCAUCUUCUCGUGGCCUUCUCCUCCUCUGUCUCUCAUAAGUGAGGGUUCUGUUUAAGGCCCACCCUAAAUCUAGGAUGAUUUCACUUCGAGAUCCUUAAUUUAGUGACAUCUACAAAGACCCUUUUCUCAAUAACCUCACAUUCACAGGUUCCAGGGGUUGGGGUGGGACAUCCCCUUUGGGGAGCCGCCAUUCAACACACUACACCCCCACCCCACCCCAAGAGUACGCUGGCAUCCCUGCCAACCCCAUUGGGCAUUUGGCCCUCCCCAUGAGAAACCGUCCAGAAACCGCCCUUCACUGCUUGGUUUCUCUCCCAGGGCUCCCCACCCAAGCAGGGAGGGGCGUGGGCCUCCCCGCCUUGUCUGUGGCUCAGACUGUAGAUGUUUCCCGAUUAAAGGAGCCCCGGCUGAGGAAGGCAUCGUAAGGGUGUGUCUGAGAAGGAUGACAGAUGAAAAUGGCGCAAAGCUCAUCAAAAUAGGAGAGAAGCUGAGAGGGUUCUGAUGGGGUGAGGGGCAGGAAGUCAUCCUGUGAAUUCUUUCUCAGAUGGGGAAACUGAGGCCCGGGGGAGGCAAAGGGACUUGCCCAAGGCCACACAGCCAAUGAGGGUGGUUGUCCAAGGUGGUGGAGUAAGAGAGCAAAGUGGGGGCCCAGGGAGGGAGGCGGAGCCGGGUGCAGGGCCUGGAGGGGGCUGGGGGCACGGCGGGGACCUCCACAGAGGCCACGGCACCCCAGAGGCAGGGGUUGCAUUCUGUCCCCCUGGGCCCGUCUCCAAGCAGCUCCAGGUUGGGGGGGGGCAGGGCCCUUUCUCCCCGUUCCUCCCUCCCCUCACUUCCCCAUGGGGGUCCGAAUGAUCCGGACACGAGACCUACCCAGAGAGAAAGUCAAGAAACUGGGCUUCUAAGGCAUCUUAAUUCCUUCUGGAAGAGCAGGAGAAGCUGAUGCAGAGGGAGCUGAGGAGCUGGGGCCCUGGGGGGGGUAGGGGGGGGCAUGUCUUUAAAACUGGAAGUGACCUGAGUGGGAUAAGUGAUGAGGGGAGAAGGCAAGAGAGAGACCACUGCAUGAAGGGGGGAGGGAUGGAGCCAGUGAGCAGGAACGGGGCCUGGUUUCCAUGGUUCCCGGGGGGCUCCACUUGGCACUGACCCAUCGCUGGAGUUCUGGUUGCUGGAGGCCUGGGACUGGGACUGCCCCCUCCCCCGCCCAUCAUGUCAAUAAAUAGUGAUCAUUGUCGUAACAGAUCCUGUUUAUUGAGCUCUGGUUAGGUGUGCUGGGUACUGUUCUAAGUGCUUUACGUAAUCCCCAUAACGUUAUCUUCUUCGUUUCAUUCAUGAGGAAACUGAGGCACAGAGAGGGCAAGUCACCUGCCCAGGGUCACACAGGCAGGGGAGAAGCAGAAGUGGGAUGCGAAGAUGGGCAGUCUGGGCCAGAGCCCAAGCUCCUCACCCCUGCACCAUCCUGACCCUGACAUGACAUUGCCCUCACAUCGAGACUCAAGACUCAGCCCUGACAGGUCCUUGCCUGUGGCCAGACCUUGUGGGACGCCUCGGCCUCACCCACUGGGUGGGAACGAGGGGUGUGGAAGUGGAACCCGAGUCCCCUCUUAAAAUGCACAAGGCCAGAGCGUGGCUCCCCACUCUGGCUUCCUCCUAGCUAAAGUUUUGUACACCUUUGCGACGUGGGGAGUGGGGUCAGAAUAAAUUUGUCAAUGAGGUUGCUGGUCUUCAA
Molecule: messenger RNA, 3750 nt
Organism: Equus quagga
Lineage: Eukaryota; Metazoa; Chordata; Mammalia; Perissodactyla; Equidae
Gene: OPA3
Product: outer mitochondrial membrane lipid metabolism regulator OPA3
Exons: 2
Coding region: 236-802 (188 amino acids)
Biological process (GO): regulation of lipid metabolic process
Cellular component (GO): mitochondrion
Source: RefSeq, a predicted model, not a curated record